Messenger RNA from Effrenium voratum, 4821 nucleotides. The record is from the annotation of a GenBank genome assembly. Lineage: Eukaryota; Dinophyceae; Suessiales; Symbiodiniaceae.
AUGGCUCGGUCAUCAUCAGCACGUCAGAACUUGGCAUGGGCCUUCAUUUUCUUGCUCGCUAUGCAAGACGUGCGUGCGGUGCGAGACAGCUACCUAGCAGCAGAGCUGGCAUCCCUGUCAUCGCUCUCUGCAGAGGCCAAGCAAGAGUAUGAGGACAAGAAGGCGGCAGUGAUGGCCAGCGGCGCCUUCUCCAUCACCACCAUGUGGGCCAAAGCGGACCUUGUUCCUCCGCACAGCUCAGAGGCGUACUACUUUGACAGCAAGGGCAAGAUGCAGACGGUUGGGGAUUCCGGCAUCACCAAGUCGACUCCCGUGCCCGCCGAGCCGCUGAUGAUGAAGAUUGCGGGUGAGCCCGACAAGGCUUUCAAGAAAGCCAACCGCGAUCUCAUGCUGGCAGUGGACGCCAUGCUGGGCCAAAGCUCUUGCAUGAACAGCCCCAGCAAGUGCGCCUUCCGGUGCAUGUACGACUCGGAGAAGGACCGGUGCGGGCCUACGGGUUUCUGCCAGAAGCUGGACGCCACGGAUGGUCCCAGCGUCCUGGCGCCUUUCGGGCAGCAGCAGAAGUGCAAGGCGGUGGGCGCGGACUCGCACGAGGCGGCGGACGGGGUGCUGACGUUGCAGGUGGAGGCCAUGAAGACCAAGGCCUUGGACCUGUCCAAGCAGCUGGAGGAGAGCCCCGAGGAGGCGACACAUCUCAUGAAUGUCUUGGAGACGAUGCCGGCGCGGUUAGGCCCAGACACAGGCAAGUUCCCCGCCGCCGGGGCUCGGGCGAGCGAGCCGGACUUCAAGACCUGGAAGCAUGGCGCCCAUCCCCUGACGCCGGCCCAAUACCAGGAGGCGCACAGUCAGAAUGCCUUGCAAGAGCUUGUGAGCCUGGACAGCUCCUUAGAACUUCCAACGGGCCUCAGAUCGUUGCCAGGCCAGAAUUUGGAUCCAGCCAAUGCAUCCAGUCACAUGUGGCGCAAGCUUCGGCGGCGCUUCAGAGCGCCUCGCGCUCGGAGCUACUCCCCCAGCUGCAGCCUGCCUGCGCGGGAUGCAGGCAUCAGCGAGUUCUUGACGGACUCCCCAGGCUUCUCAGCCACCAUCAAGCAGACCCCCUACGACUUUCAGGUGCACGAGCUGGACCAAGAGGGGCAGGAGCUCCACCUCACCUCGGAAGGCUUCCAGGGCCAGGAGCCCAUGGGCGAGACCUGGGACCUGCGCUUUCGGCUCUACAAGGAAGGCCUCGACACCUUCGGCGCCCUGGCGGUGCUGGGGCGGUGCCUGCGGCGCCGGUGCCGCUUCGCGGGCACCAAGGACCGAACUGCGGUCACGGUGCAGCAGCUGAGCUGCGGUCAGCUGGCGCCAGCUGAGCUCUUGCACUGCUUGGAGCAUCCGGAAUGGGACAGCCGCCUGAGCGUGUCGAACCUGGAGGUCAAGCCACGCCCCCUGAACCUGGGCGACUUGUCUGGCAACCGCUUCAACGUCGUGAUGCGUGGCAUUUCGGACGAGGAGCUCUCCUCGGAGUCCUUGCGGCGAAGCUGCGCGGCCUUGGAGCGCCGGGGCUUUCUCAACUACUUCGGCACCCAGAGGUUUGGCUCUCAGAUGAUCCGGUCCUACCACGUGGGCGCCGCCAUCCUGGCGCAGGACCUACCACGAGCGCUGCGCCUGCAGCUGGGUGAUAGCGUGCUGGCUGAUCUCCAGAAGCCGGCAGUGGAGGAGGCCCAACGGCUCGCACUGAAGUCGCUGGACACCAACAACACAACACUGGCGGAGGAGGCCCUGAUCCUGAUGCCCAAGCGCCACGCAGUAGAGCGAGGCUUGUUAAAGAGCCUCGCGGCGGGGUCUUCGGCGGAAGAGGCCCUGUUGCGUCUGCCGCGGCAGCUGCUGAUGCUGUAUGUGAAGUCGGCACAGAGCCUCAUCUUCAACCAGGUCCUUUCCCAGGUGGCCAGUUCUCGAGCGCUGGAUCUAGAAGACACAGAGGCAGUGCUGCCUCUGCCUGGCAGCGAAGUGACGUAUCCGCCGCAGCUGCGGGAGAUGUACGAGGACGCGUCGCAGGAGUCGUUGGGCAUUCCGCUGGAGGCCUUUCACGCCAGGUUGCCUCUCCGUCUCUCCCUCCCAGGGGUUUACCGCCCAGCCGUGGCGGGCGCCUCGAGGAUCGAGAGGGUUCUGCUGGUCUUUGGCUUUUGGAUGGCGAGUGCUCACCCCCAGGUGCUUGAACUGAUCCAAGAGAGGCAGGUGGAUGAGGAGGACGACGACUGGGAUCCGCCCGUCAAGCCUGGCCUCGUGCUGCGACCACACCUGCUGCAGUGGACCAGCAAGCCCUCGGAGGAUGUCGCCGAGAACUUUGACAACGAUCCUUUGCAUGACCCAGAGGCCGACGACCAGGACGAAAGAUGGGUUGCGGAGCAGCUGUUGCAGCCGGACAAGAAGAAUGUCCGAAGUACAGAUGCAGUCCUCAACUGCCCUGGCUGCUUCACUCCAGUUUGUUACCAGUGCCAGCAGCACGCCGUCUACCAGCGCCAGUGGUGCGCCACGGAGGUUCGGAACUGCGCAGUGGACCGAAGUAAGGCCUUUGCCAUGGCGAAGGAUGACCCUGCCAAGUACCACGCCGUCCGCUGUGAGACCUGCAACGCAGACGUGGGGCUCUUGGACAUGGAGGGCGUCUACCACUUGUUCCACGUGCUCGAGAGCUUGGACGCUUGCCUAGACGAGGCUGCCGCGAUGGGCAAAACCAAAAAGAGUUGCAGGGGCGGCCACAAAGACCCGAGCGGCGGACAAAAAAGGUUGUCCAACUUCAAUGUGCCAAGUCUCACUUCCUCAGUGGACUUGAACCUGAAGGUCCGCCCAACAGACGUCUCCUGGCGCAAGCUGCCGGGUGCGGCCGCGGCAUCCUUGGCGCGGCGCCAGCGGGGCCGGCUGCUGCUCACGGACCGGGACCGACUGGAAGGCGCGGAGGAGUUGGACCCGGGCGACUUGGCGCCGGGGGUCUUAGGGCUGAGGCGCGAGGACGGAUCGGCUGGGGGCUCGCUCAUCAUGUCUUGUGUGCUGCCGCCCUCGGCUUACUUCACCAUGGCCUUCCGGGAGUUGACGCGGCAAGAGCCAACCUGGGAGCGGAGCGGUCACCCCUUCGCUGAGCUGACCUGUUGGGCCAUGCGGAUCGGGCACCAGGUCGACUCUGGCUUUGCGGAUCUCUCGCCGCAGGAGUUUACUGCUCUGCAGAUCCAACUUGCACAGGCUGAAGUCAUCGCGCUCGCCGACGUUCGAUCGCCGGCCCGCGCAGAGCGAGCCAUGUCCACGCUCUCGCCGCGCAGGGAUUUCGAUGAUGAGGUGGAUGAUGUGACGGUGGGCCUUAUGGUGCAGCAGUUCCUGGACGAAUGGCACUUCCGGGUGCUGCACAGUGGCCUGGCGUAUGCCUGGGACCGACCUGAGGCGCUGGUCAAAGCCAUGGACAUCUUCGAGGCUGCUGGCAUGCGCAUCACCGCGGAAGAGAAGGAGCAGUUGGCCCAGCUGAACGAAGAUUGGAUGAUCGAGGGCCUCGUGGAGCGAAUGCCGGGCGCCAUGAAGAAGACCAUCGAGCACUUUCUUCUUCAGCUGCAGCUGGUCCUUUCCACUGCGACCCGCGUGCGGAACGCACUUGAGGAGGGCUCCCCAGAUGAAGUCGCGAAGAUCAUGGAGGACGGGGACACGGGCAUCACCCAGCAGGUCCUCAAGGAGAUUGUGGCCGAAGCCGGCCGCGAGGUGGGCGAGGUGCAGGGCGUCCAUCACAGCUGGGACACCUCGAUGGCCGGUCGCAUCGCCCGCCUCAUCCGCUGCUCCGAAGAUGCGGACAACGCCGCCCUGGAGCUGGAGCAAGUGCGGAAGUCCAUCGAGAGCUUUAAGGGCCUGCAGAACGCCAAGUCUCAGAAGGUCCUAACCACCAUGGCGGACAACGAGAAGCGCGCCCUGCAGAGCUCCAUGUUCUUCGCGUGGCAGUCUUCACACCUCAAGGGUAAGACCGAGCAGCGCCUGAACCAGAAGUAUAGCACGGAGAUCGAGUUCUUGGAGACCAAGCUCCUCACCUGCAAGGCGCUGCAGCUGGGCUCCGUGCGCAGCGUUAUGAAUCGCAAGAGCGCCGCGGAGCAGGAAGCUUUGCUCACGGACACGCUGGGGGCUUGGAAGCGGUUCCUGCAAUUCGAGAAGGAGUCCAGGGAAACUGAGGCCAAGCUGCACGCGGCCCAUAGCAGGUUCUCGCAGGCCAAGGAAACGCAGAAGGCAGCCGCCAAGAGCAGCAUGACCCGGAUGACGGCGGGGGUGGAGGAAGCGCUUGUGGCCCUGUGCGUUGGAGCAUGGGUCAACUGGCUGGAGGACUACAGAAAGAACAAGGCCUUCGAAGACGCGGUGAAGCUUUCGGAGCAGAAGGUCAAGGAGUACAUGACACGAAAGACGGACAACGCCCGCGAGAUGCUGAUGCGGAUGCAGAAUGAGAGUGAGCAAGGCCUCCUGGCGCAAGUCUUCGAUUGCUGGACGGAGGAGUACCAGGCGGAGCGCAGGAGUAAGGAGUUGGAAGCAGAAGUCGUCGCUCAGAAGGAACACUUGGACAGUAUCACCAACAGGCGCAAGGAGGUGGCCAUGAGCAGGGCAAAGCGAACCUGCACCAUCGAAGAGGACAUCACCAAGAUGCACAUCUUCAUGAAUUGGUACACCGAGGUCCGAACGGAACACGUGCGACGCCACUAUGUGGGCAAGAUGGAUACCAAGGAGCAGAAGUUCGAAGCGGUGCAAACCAUGAUCAAGAGCUUCGCCAGCCAGCUGGAGCAGGGCAUAGGCAACUCACCCAGAGCGCGCCGGACAGGACCAUAG